Messenger RNA from Cydia fagiglandana, 1065 nucleotides. RefSeq lists its product as uncharacterized. The transcript has a single exon. The record is from RefSeq and is a predicted model, not a curated record. Bases 49 to 1065 code for a protein of 338 amino acids. NCBI's taxonomy places the organism in Eukaryota, Metazoa, Arthropoda, Insecta, Lepidoptera, Tortricidae.
AUGAAAAAAUCCUACUAACAAUAACAAAGUCACAUCUAUGAACUCAUCAUGAGCUUGUUUGUUGAUUUGCGCCAAAUCAAAACAUCCGUAUCGAAUCUCUCGGAGAUGGUGGAUAAAAUAUCUACCUCGGUCGGCAAGGAAAAACACAAGGACGCUCGCCCACUACACGAUGAUUCCGUGCUGUACGACGAACGCCCGCCCUACAAGCCUACGUUGGGAUUCGGGGUUCGUUUUUCUCAGAGUCAAGAGGAUGUUUAUAAAAAUAUGCCUUCAUCGCGCCUACGGAGUCAUAUGUCACUUCCAAAUUUGGGUAAAACAAGUGGAGUUUUCGAUAAAACUAACAUGGCUCAUGAGAGUGGCCCUAAAAUACUCGAAUUAGAUGAUAAAGACAUAGAAAAUUCCGCUAAAGCCACCAUACAAUCCUUGUCUGAUAAUAUUAGCGAUUGGAUUAUGACCUCUACCUAUAAGAGACCGCAUUUUGAUGAUAAUGGAGACACCCAUCCUAUGGACUUUGUAGAGUAUGUAAAGUAUUUCAUAUCUGAGCUGAACAUGCCUGAAGAAAAACAACUCGCUUUUAUUAUAUCAUGCUUCGAUGGUGUGCCUCUUAUGUGGGCUCGCUGUUUCAAAAGUGAAUUCACAGACAUAGACAACUUCUUCAAGGCAUUUGAAGAAGAAUUUUGGGGGGCUGACAGGCAAAAGGCUGCCCUGUAUGAUAUGAAGUUGGGCAAGUAUGACGAGACUAAUCAACAUAUGCCUAUGUCGGAAUAUUUUUUGCAGAAAGUUUCUAGUUAUAGACACCUAAAUCCACCGCCAUCCGAUCUGGAGAUCGUUUACUCAUUGGCAGCUCACUUUCCGUCAGCCGUUGAGCUGGAGUUGAGACUGUCCCCGAAGCCGACGCUACGUGAAGCUUACAGGAUGCUGAGACGCAGAGAAGGCCAAGCGUCAGACUUCCUUCCGAAUUAUUUGUACGAAAUGUGCGAGGCAUUCCAACGCGGCCAGAGACCGGAGUCGGCGCGUCGCCACGACGCCGGGCUUGGGGCAAGCUCGACAGAAAAACAUUCCUAG